AUGCUCGGCCUGAACCUCUUCAUUGCCGCACUCUCCUUCUCGGUCGCGCUCGCUGCGCCCGCCCCAGUGCCAGCAGACGGCGACGGCGACGUCGUGCCCGCCAUCAUUGCCGCUGAGCAGCAGCAGGAGGCGAUCGCACCCGUUGUCCCUCUGCGCUGGUCGACGCACUUUGCCGACCACUUCCCCGCCGGCACACAUCUCGACCUCGAGUGGGAAGGUGGUGACGGCAUGGGCUGCGAGCUGUACUAUGUGCCCCACUGGCCUGGCUUUGCAGAGUACCAGUUUGUCACCAUUGUCAGCAACACCACCGAGAACAGCUACAAGUGGGCCGUCCCCAACCUCGACGCGUACCCCGAGGGCACCGACUUCAUCCUCGGUGUCAAGAACGGCGAGGGCGUCGGUGCAAACUGGUACGACCUCACCCCAAGCCUUCCCCUCCGCUAG
Messenger RNA from Apiotrichum porosum, 444 nucleotides. RefSeq lists its product as uncharacterized. The record is from RefSeq and is a predicted model, not a curated record. The coding region runs from base 1 to 444 and encodes 147 amino acids. NCBI's taxonomy places the organism in Eukaryota, Fungi, Basidiomycota, Tremellomycetes, Trichosporonales, Trichosporonaceae. The transcript is spliced from 3 exons.